This is a messenger RNA of Harmonia axyridis, 8352 nucleotides long. It is a transcript of the gene l(3)80Fj, whose product is annotated as eIF-2-alpha kinase activator GCN1. Gene Ontology annotation, cellular component: cytosol. The transcript has 34 exons. The record is from RefSeq and is a predicted model, not a curated record. Bases 106 to 8157 code for a protein of 2683 amino acids. Gene Ontology annotation, biological process: regulation of translation; cellular response to amino acid starvation. Lineage: Eukaryota; Metazoa; Arthropoda; Insecta; Coleoptera; Coccinellidae. Gene Ontology annotation, molecular function: protein binding; protein kinase regulator activity.
UAAUUUUUGGAUCUGUGAACGAGAACUGACAACUGCCAAAAAAAUCUCUAACCUUAAUAAUGCUACCCUGUUUGUUGUGCAUGGUGAUAAAUUUGUAAUGAAAAUAUGGGAGAUAAAAGGCUAUCAAAAGCAUUGAAGGAUCUUCCUUAUAGGGUGCAAACUGCAAGUUUAAAAGAACGUAAAGAGGUCGUUGAAGAUGUAAUUUAUGUGCUGCCUAUGCCUGGCGUCAGCGCUAAUAUAGUAAGAGGAAUUUGUAAAGUUAUUCAGUUGACUUUACCAAGAUACAGGGAUAGUUCAUCUCAGCAACUUGUAAGAAAUUUAAUCUUUUCUUUAAUUGAACAUCAUCCAGAUAAUGCAAUUAAGGGAUUAUGUGGAAUAUUACUAGAUAUAGCCAAGCUGCACAAGAAUCUAGUAGUAACUUCGAACACAUGCCAGACUGGAUUGUAUGCUCUCCAUUGGUCUUGCAUAUUACUUACACAUGGUUGGAAACAGAAUGAUGUUGUGCUUUUGGAACAUAUCCCACAAAUUGUGGAAAUACAGUCUAUUUUAUAUUCUAAUGUUGAAGCUGGUAACAAUGCGAAGAGAUCCACAAAAGCCUUUAAUUUGUUAAACUCUGCGUUCGAAAAAAUACCAGACUGUGAAAAACUGUAUUUAGAAACCAUGAAAAACUUAGAGCAGUCUCCUUCUAUCGUAGUUUUCUCGGCUGCUAUUGCUAAGAGAUUAUCCUUAAUAAAAAACACUUCUCUUUUUGAAAACUAUGUGGAAAAUGUUUUGGAUUCCUAUAUUAAGAAUUUCAUCAGUUGUAAAAAUAAACCUUCAGUAGAAUUGAUAUCAGCUUGUAGUCCUAUCUUUUUCUCUGUCACUGAAGAACAUUUCAAAAAAUCUUUACUACCUGCUAUUCUGAAAGCUAUGUUGAGAAAUCCAGAAGUAUUAAUCGAAUGUAUGCCGAUGAUCAUAAGAAAUGCAAGUGUUAAACUAGACUUGAGUGCUCAUGCUAUGGGUAUUGGAGAAAGCAUAAUUGCAAAUUUGUAUUCCAAAAACGAUCAGGCAAGAGACGAUGCUGCAAAUGCAUUACAAGCCCUUGCUCUAGGAAUCACACAGGCUAGUGCUAUUGAAAGUCUGAUUGUGAAGAUUUUCUCUGUACUUGACGGCUCACAAGGGAAGUUGACGGUAGUCGAUCACAAGAUCAGCGUUUUGGAGGGAGCUGGCAAACUUAGUAUUUGCCAUACUAAGUUAGACAAAGACACCAUGCAAGCGUUAAUCCCCAAAGUUAUUGACUUAUUCAUUAAGGUCUUGUCUCUCGAGGUGGCAGAAAAAUCUCUUUGUCACUGUUUGGAGAUGCUGUCCUUGUGGACCUCAAAAUUAGAAGCAGAACUUCCCAAAAAAUUGAUUGAGACUAUCAAGAAGGGAAUGACUGUCAAAACUGCAACACCCUUAGUAAGAACGAGUUACCUGAAGCUGAUAUUGAGGAGCAAAUUCUUGCCUUCUAAAGAGUUGAUUCCCGUAAUUCUGAAAUCUGUAGAGAACGCUGUCAACCAAUCGUCUAAUGCACAAUCUGUAACCGAAGGAUUGUGUGCUGUGUGUGUCCUCUUGAAAGUCGUCAGUCUCAGUAACGAUAAGGAGAAUGGUUUUCAUAACAUGUGGCACAUUGUUCUCGAUAUGGAUAAGCAGGUCUUCGUGUCUGAGAAAUUUUUGUCCAGUGCAUCACCAGAUGGUUUGGUCCUUGUUAUGGAACUCUGCGAAAAACUUUUGCUAAAUUAUCCGGACAAACUUGGAGCCAAAACUUCACCUUUGUACAAAGCUGUUAUAUUUUGCGUGACUUCUGGUUCAUCCCAAGUGAGAAGAACCUGUUUUCCGAUUUUGAAAAGUAUGGUUAACGAUGACAAUAGAGGUUCCUCAUUAGCUAGAGCUUUGUUCCAUGAAUUUACAGUGUUUUUGGACUCUCCAGCAGUUAAAAGCACUAUAGAAAGGAGACUGAAAGACCAGACUGAUUCUACAGAUAUUUCACCUCAUGCCUUAGUCGAAUGUAUUUCCACCUUAUGUUCGUCAACCAAGUUGUCCGUUGAACACAAGGAAUUGCUAGCAUUGGAUGCAAUUUUACCUUGUCACCAUCCGGUAGUCUCAGCGGCAGCUCCAGGAUUAUGGUUGAAAAUCGUUAAGCAUUUAGGAAUCCAACCCAAGGAUUUGGUUGUUAAAUACAUUGCACAAUUCAAGAGUGAUCUCAUAGAAAAUUAUCACACAUCUUCUGCCAAACAAUUUGCUCUUGCGAGUAUAGUACAAAUCAGUCCGGAAAAGAUUUUACCACCUUUAAUAGAAACUGUAAUAAACAAUUUGCAAGAUCCGAGAAUUUGUCAAAUGAGUAAAGAUGAUUAUUUCACUUUUCUCACUCCAGAAGGUGAACUUUACGAUAAAAGUGUGAUACCAGGGGAUGAUUCCAAUAAAGAGAUGAAUAUGAAGAGAGAAAGUAAAGCUUACAGUUAUAAAGAGCAGUUGGAAGAGCUACAACUGAGACGUGAACUCGAAGAGAAAAAGAGGAAAGCUGGUAAAUUGCAAGCUCCCAAAUAUACUCAAAAACAAUUGGAAGCCAUUAAUAAUCAAAAAGCUAAAGAGCAAGCUAUAAGGUCAAGAUUAUCAGAGGUAAAUGCCAUUGUUAUUAACUCGGUAUCGAUGAUUAAAGCAGCUUCAAUGGGUAAUCCCACAGAGGUAUCUCUGUACCUCAAAGAUCUGUUGCCUGUUCUUAUCAAAGGUCUACAGAGCCCUCUGGCAGCCCCUUAUUUAUCCAAGCUGUUCACAGAUCUUCGAUGUGUUGUGUUUUCUCAAGCCGACACUUCAGCCGAAAUAAUCGCUUUCAUCACUUUGAGGUUAUUGAAGCCGCAGUGUGACCUUGACGCCAACUGGGAAGAAGAAGAUCUCAAUAAGGCUAUGUUGAGGACUAUGAAUCUGAUCUACGAGAAGACGGUGAAAAGAAGGAGCGAAGACAAUAAACUUACUUUAUUUAGUGCCCCCGCCUUCUGCUAUACAUUCCCGUUCUUGAGGAGUAGUUUUCUAUCUGAUUAUGCCAAUAAACACGAAGAAUUUCUAUUUACGGGUAUACAGAUUAUAACGGAACAUUCCAAGUUGCGUGGAGGUUUAGGCGAUAAAGUUGCGACUGAUUAUUCCAUGCCCAGAGAUGCCUCCAACGGUAGUUUGAGUAAGAAUAGGCAGUGUUCGAAGGAUGUCUAUCAUCCUAGAUAUUUGCCCAGUGGUCAAAUGUUCGAACUACUCAUCCAUAUUAUUAAUCAAACUUCCGGGAGAGUCCAAUCUCAAGCUGAGGCUUGUCUGCUCGAUGUAGCUAAAUGUUUAAGUGGCAAAGAAGACUGUUCAGAAGCCUCCAAAGCGGAAAUCGACGUUCUCUUAGAAGCCCUGCAAAGACCUGAGCCUGUUGUCAGAGAUGCUGCGCUUAGAGCUUUGACAAUUCUCAUCGACUGUCUACCAACGUUCGAAUCAGAUUCAUCGUAUGCUCUUAAAUUGAACAAGAGGGUGUGGAUCGCCAAAUUUGACGAAAUGAAGGAAAACUGUGUUUUAGCCGAUGAGCUGUGGAACCUUGGAGAAAUGAAUUUCCCUACUGAGUUAUCCGAUGAACUUUUAGUCGACGUAGAACUUAGCGUGCAGCCUGUUCAAGCGGCUGCAGCCAAAGCACUUGCGGCUCUCCUAGAAAUGAAUAGGAGGCAAGUUCAACAAACCCUUACAGCCCUACUCAAAAUGUACCAGGACAAAUUAGAAAUGAUUCCCCCUAUAUUAGACGAAUUCGGUAGAGAAAUCGAACCUGCCAUCGAUACUUGGCAACCUAGGCGCGGUGUUGCCUUGGCUAUAAAUGAGAUAGCACCUCUUAUAACCCCUUUGCAAAUAGGAGAUAUUAUUGAGUUCUUCGUUAACUCUUCGCUGAGGGAUAGAAACGAAACUGUAAGGAUAGAAAUGUUGAACGCAGCUCUGAAGUUGGUAGACCUGCAUGGAAAGGAAACUGUGGGAACACUGUGGCCAGUUUUUGAUAAAUUCAUGGGCACCUCUUCGAAACAGGCCCAUUUCGACGCAGUGAAACAGGCUGUCGUUAUAUUGAUGGGCUCUCUUGCUCGUCAUUUAGACGAGGAUGACAACAGAAUCAAACCUAUCGUUACGAGGUUGGUCCAAGCCCUGAACACGCCUUCACAAACUGUUCAAGAAGCGGUAGCCAAAUGUUUGCCCCACCUGUGCUCUUCAGUGAAAGAAGAAGCCCCUGGAAUAGUCAACAAACUUCUUCAUCAAUUGCUGAAAGGUGAUAAGUACGGAGAGAGGAAGGGUGCUGCUUACGGUUUGGCCGGCAUGAUAAAAGGAAUGGGCAUUUUGGCUUUGAAACAGCAGGAUAUAAUGACCAAACUGACGGACGCUAUCCAAGACAAGAAAAAUUACAAAUUCAGAGAAGGUGCCCUGUUCGCUUUCGAGAUGCUCUUCCAGAUGCUUGGAAAGCUGUUCGAGCCUUACAUCGUUCACGUGUUACCCCAUUUACUGCAAUGUUUCGGGGAUUCUAGUCAGCAUGUGCGUACAGCUGCAGACGAUACGGCCAAAGUUAUAAUGAGUAAACUUUCCGGUCAUGGAGUCAAGCUCAUCUUACCUUCUCUUCUAGAAGCACUUAAUGAAGAUUCUUGGAGGACUAAAACAGGUUCGGUGGAACUACUAGGAGCUAUGGCCUACUGUGCCCCCAAACAGCUGUCAUCCUGUUUACCGAGUAUAGUACCAAAGUUGAUAGAGGUCCUGAGCGAUUCGCACAUGAAGGUACAAGAGGCAGGAGCUGAUGCACUCAAGGUCAUCGGUUCCGUUAUUCGUAAUCCAGAAAUUCAAGCAAUUGUACCUGUACUUCUGAAGGCCCUUCAAGACCCUUCGAACAAAACAUCGGCAUGUCUCCAAACCCUUUUGGACACCCAGUUUGUCCAUUUCAUCGACGCUCCAUCGCUGGCACUCAUAAUGCCAGUGGUACAAAGGGCCUUCAUGGAUCGCUCUACUGAAACCCGUAAGAUGGCGGCACAGAUCAUCGGUAACAUGUACUCACUUACGGACCAGAAGGAUCUCAUGCCUUACUUACCUACAAUCAUACCUGGCUUGAAGACCUCUCUGCUAGACCCUGUACCAGAGGUUAGGAGCGUGAGCGCCAGAGCUUUGGGAGCCAUGGUGAGAGGGAUGGGCGAAAGUAGCUUCGAAGAUCUCCUGCCCUGGUUGAUGCAGACCUUAACAUCCGAGUCCAGUUCCGUAGAUAGGUCAGGAGCUGCUCAAGGUCUGUCGGAGGUCGUUGGAGGCUUAGGAGUCGAGAAGUUGCAUAAGCUCAUGCCCGAGAUAAUAAGCACAGCGGAACGUAGCGAUAUAGCACCGCAUGUUAAGGAUGGAUACAUCAUGAUGUUCAUUUAUAUGCCAGUUGUGUUCACAAGCGAGUUCACACCUUAUAUCGGUCAAAUCAUCACACCGAUUUUGAAGGCUUUGGCCGAUGAGAAUGAAUAUGUAAGAGAAACAGCACUGAAGGCUGGUCAAAGGAUAGUUACCUUAUAUGCGGAUUCGGCCAUUUUACUUUUGCUGCCUGAACUGGAGAAAGGAUUGUUCGAUGAAAAUUGGAGAAUCCGAUACAGCUCCGUCCAACUGUUGGGCGAUCUCCUCUACCGUAUUUCCGGUGUCACCGGAAAGAUGAGCACAGAAACAGCUAGCGAAGAUGACAAUUUCGGAACAGAACAAUCGCACUACGCCAUCAUCAAUUCUUUAGGGGAGGAGAGGCGAAACAGAGUGUUAGCUGGUCUUUACAUGGGUAGAUCAGACGUUGCGCUGAUGGUACGCCAGGCGGCGCUGCACGUCUGGAAGGUAGUGGUUACCAACACUCCUAGAACGUUGAGGGAAAUACUACCAACCUUGUUCGGUUUAUUGUUAGGUUGUCUAGCCAGCGAUAGCUUUGACAAACGUCAAGUAGCAGCCAGGACGCUCGGUGACUUGGUUAGGAAACUUGGGGAAAGGGUUCUACCAGAGAUUAUACCCAUAUUGGAGAGGGGUUUGCAAUCGGAACGGCCCGAUCAGAGACAGGGUGUCUGUAUCGGUUUGUCCGAAAUCAUGUUUUCCACAUCCAGGGAUAUGGUGUUGACCUUCGUCAACUCUCUGGUGCCAACCGUAAGGAAGGCGCUUUGCGAUCCCCUUCCUGAAGUUAGAGAAGCUGCUGCUAGGACGUUUGACUCCCUACAUUCUACUGUAGGCACUAGAGCUCUAGACGACAUACUUCCGACAAUGUUGAACCAACUGAACGAUGAUGAUCCGGAGGUAGUAGAAUGCACCCUGGAUGGUUUGAGGCAGGUGAUGGCUAUCAAAUCAAGGGUGGUCUUGCCUUAUUUGGUCCCUCAACUGACUGCACCACCCGCAAAUACCAAGGCCUUGUCGAUUUUGGCCUCAGUAGCGGGAGAGUCCUUGAAUAAGUAUCUACCCAGGAUCCUACCGGCUCUGCAGGUCGCUCUCUCUUCGUCUAAAGGAACUCCUGAGGAAGCUCAGCAAAUGGAAUAUUGUACUGCGGUCGUUUUGUCCAUUGUCGACGAAUCCGGAGUGAGAAUCGUAAUAGACACCAUGUUGGAAAAUACCAAAAACGAAGACCCCAACAACAGGAUAGCUGCAGCUACCUUAUUGUGCGCCUUUUGCGCCAAUUCUAAGGCUCAAUACCAAAUGCAUGUGCCUCAAUUGUUGAGAGGACUGAUCCUCCUAUGCACCGAUAAUAAUCAAGAAGUACUGAAGAUGGCGUUCGAGGCCUUAAGCGCGAUCACAAAGAACCUCGACUCCAAACAGCUCGCCACCUACGUUCAGGAUGUGCGUCUAGCAGUUCGUUACGCUAUGUCUGAUCUUAAAGGCACGUCGGAUGUUCUUCCAGGUUUUUGCCUGGCCAAGGGUAUUUCUCCCAUCUUGCCCAUAUUCAGAGAGGCCAUUUUGAACGGGGACAACGACGAGAAGGAAUUGGCCACCCUGACUUUGGGAGAGGUCAUAAGGGUGACCAGCAGCACCGCUCUGCAACAGAAUGUGAUCGCCAUAACCGGACCUCUGAUCAGGAUUUUGGGAGACCGUUUCACACCCAACAUCAAGAUUGCUGUGCUCGACACGCUGGCUGUGUUGUUGUCCAAGGUGGGAAUACUCAUGAAACAGUUCUUGCCUCAGUUACAAACCACUUUUAUUAAAGCAUUAAGUGAUUCCACAAGAAUGGUCAGGAUGAAGGCUUCGGCCGCUUUGAGCCAUUUGAUCAAGAUACAUCUCAGACCUGAUCCUGUUUUCACCGAAAUUCACAACCUUGUUCAGAGAACAGAGGAUCCAGCUAUAAGGGAAACGGCACUGAGUGCAAUGAGAGGUGUAAUAUCCAAUGGCGGUGACAAACUGGCCGAUCCCAUUAAAAAACAAAUGUUGGCGACACUGAGGCAACUAGAUCAUUUUUGGAAGAACGAUGAGGUCUCGAGACUAUGUGCGGCUGGUUGUCUUGGAGUAUUGUGCCAGUGGCUCAACCCCGAAGACCUGAAUCAGAUAUUGACGCAAGAAAUUUUAUGUGAGGACAGAUCUUCUCCGAUCGAUGGACACACUGCAGCUUUGGUUUUGUCCGUUAUAAUCAAGGAAUCGGCUGCUAAAUUAUGGGAGACUUACCAAUCUGAAAUAAUAGCACAGUUACUUUAUUGUCUAGUUCAUAAAGAGACCCAAGUUGUUAUGGUGGCAAUAAGAACUUGCGGCUAUCUUUUCAAGUAUCUAGUACAGAAUAAUUUGGCUGUGCCGCAGAAUCUUCUUUCUGCGUUAGUUAGGAUUACAAAUAGGGGUGAAAACGAAGUGAAACAGCAUUUCGCCAGAGUUUGCAUGUUCCUCGCUAAGAACGUGCCAACUGAAACAUGGACGGAUGACCUACUCAAACACGUGCUUCCAACUUUGGUGAUGGGAACCAAGGAAAAAAAUAUGUAUGUAAAGGCCAAUUCCGAGAUAGCCCUAAUUGCUAUUUUGAGACUGAGAGAGGGAACAGGUGUUCAAACGAAGUGCAUGAAAGUAUUGGACGAGGGUGCAAGAGAGUCGCUGAAUGAUGUUGUGGUCAGAGUUCUUAAGAAAGUUGCUCUACAGCCCGAAGGAAAGGAAGAGGAACUAGAUGAAACACUACUGACUUGAUCAUUUGGGUACCUUCUUCAUAUUCAGAUGCAAGAACUAAUUCAUCAUAUAUUCAUAUUUCCGAUGUCGUCUAGUAGAAAUCCGUGUUAUGAUUUGUAUUAUAUGAUGUUAUAUUUAGUUGAUAUAUAUCUUGGAAUUAAUUCUGUUUCUGGAUUACAUCAUUUUAUUGUGAGAAUAAAGUUUUUGUUACAUGUA